ACUCCUGCCAGGGGAGAAAACAUGUAAGUGCGCCUCCAGAGGAGGGGCACGGAGAGCUGGGAGUGGCGGGGGCGGCAGAAGGUGAGCCUAGGAAGGUGGCCCAGCGCCCCUACUGCCCGGGCCCCUCCCCGUGCUCCCUUAGGGUGUCAGCCUCGGCUCCGCUUGCCCCCACUCCACCCUCCUUUCGAAGGGAUUGCCUUUUUUUUUUUUCCUCUGCGGCGGCGGAAAUGACAGUGUGGUGCUGCGGUGGUGUCAUGGUGCUGCCUCUGGACUGAGAGGCGAAAACUCUUUAAGUUUAGCCCGGGAGACCUAGACGCGGGAACGUCGCGGUCUCCGUGCCGUCCCCCCGUGGGGCGCGCGGGCUGGCGGAUCCCGGCUGCUGCGCGGCGGCGGCCGCAGCGGCGAAGGCGGGCGGCGGCCUAGAGUGGUGGUGGCGGCGGCGGCGGCAGCGACAGCGGCCCGGGAGCUUGCACGGGAGCCCGAGCCAGCUUGCUGCGGAGGCCGGCGAGCGCCCGGCGCUCUCGGGCGCGCGUAGGAGAUGGCUGGCACCCGGGAACAAUAUGGGUGAGAGCCCAGCUUCUGCGGUUCUUAAUGCCUCAGCAGGAUUAUUUUCACUAAAGAUGGAAACACUGGAGUCUGAAUUGACCUGUCCAAUCUGCCUCGAGUUGUUUGAAGACCCCCUUCUGCUGCCUUGUGCUCACAGCCUGUGUUUUAGCUGUGCCCACCGCAUCUUGGUCUCAAGCUGCAGUUCUGGCGAACCUAUUGAACCCAUUACUGCUUUUCAGUGUCCUACAUGCAGGUAUGUUAUCUCGCUGAAUCACCGGGGCCUGGAUGGCCUCAAGAGGAAUGUGACCCUGCAGAACAUUAUUGAUCGAUUCCAGAAGGCUUCAGUCAGUGGGCCCAAUUCUCCAAGUGAGAGCCGACGAGAGAGGACUUACAGGCCUAGCUCCGCCAUGUCGAGUGAGCGAAUUGCAUGCCAAUUCUGUGAGCAGGACCCUCCAAGAGAUGCUGUAAAAACGUGCAUCACCUGUGAGGUCUCCUACUGUGACCGUUGCCUUCGGGCCACACACCCCAACAAGAAACCUUUCACCAGCCAUCGCCUGGUGGAACCAGUUUCAGACACACAUCUUCGAGGGAUUACCUGCCUGGACCACGAGAAUGAGAAGGUGAACAUGUACUGUGUAUCUGAUGACCAAUUGAUCUGUGCCUUAUGCAAACUGGUGGGUCGUCACCGAGACCAUCAGGUCGCUUCUCUGAAUGAUCGGUUUGAGAAACUAAAGCAAACUCUCGAGAUGAACCUCACCAACCUGGUUAAGCGCAACAGUGAACUAGAAAAUCAAAUGGCCAAACUAAUACAGAUCUGCCAGCAAGUUGAGGUGAAUACUGCUAUGCAUGAGGCAAAACUUAUGGAAGAGUGUGACGAGUUGGUGGAGAUCAUCCAGCAGAGGAAACAAAUGAUUGCUGUCAAAAUCAAAGAGACAAAGGUUAUGAAACUGAGAAAGUUGGCACAGCAGGUUGCUAAUUGCCGCCAGUGUCUUGAGCGGUCAACAGUCCUCAUCAACCAAGCUGAGCAUAUCCUCAAGGAAAAUGACCAAGCACGCUUUCUGCAGUCUGCAAAAAAUAUUGCCGAGAGGGUCGCUAUGGCAACUGCAUCUUCCCAAGUUCUGAUUCCAGACAUCAAUUUUAAUGACGCUUUUGAAAACUUUGCUUUAGAUUUUUCUAGAGAAAAGAAACUAUUGGAGGGGCUAGACUAUUUAACAGCUCCAAACCCACCAUCUAUCCGAGAAGAACUCUGUACUGCUUCCCAUGACACCAUUACAGUCCACUGGAUCUCAGAUGACGAGUUCAGCAUCAGCUCCUAUGAGCUUCAGUACACCAUAUUCACUGGCCAGGCUAACUUCAUCAGCCUAUACAAUUCAGUGGAUAGUUGGAUGAUUGUGCCCAACAUUAAGCAGAACCAUUACACAGUUCAUGGGCUCCAGAGUGGGACACGCUACAUCUUUAUUGUGAAAGCCAUAAAUCAAGCAGGCAGCCGGAACAGUGAACCCACCAGACUAAAAACAAACAGCCAACCAUUUAAACUAGAUCCCAAAAUGACUCACAAGAAGUUGAAGAUCUCCAAUGAUGGAUUGCAGAUGGAGAAGGAUGAGAGUUCCCUGAAGAAGAGCCACACUCCGGAGAGAUUUAGUGGCACAGGGUGUUAUGGAGCAGCAGGAAAUAUAUUUAUUGACAGUGGCUGCCACUACUGGGAGGUGGUCAUGGGUUCUUCAACAUGGUAUGCGAUUGGCAUCGCCUACAAAUCAGCUCCAAAGAAUGAGUGGAUUGGCAAGAAUGCCUCUUCCUGGGUCUUCUCUCGAUGCAACAGUAACUUCGUGGUGCGGCAUAACAACAAGGAAAUGCUGGUGGAUGUGCCCCCACAGUUGAAGCGUCUAGGCGUCCUCCUGGAUUAUGACAACAACAUGCUGUCUUUCUAUGACCCAGCUAACUCUCUGCAUCUUCAUACUUUUGAUGUUACCUUCAUUCUUCCAGUUUGUCCAACAUUCACAAUCUGGAACAAAUCCCUAAUGAUCCUGUCUGGCUUGCCUGCCCCCGAUUUUAUUGAUUAUCCUGAGCGUCAGGAAUGCAACUGCAGGCCUCAGGAAUCCCCUUAUGUGUCGGGGAUGAAAGCUUGCCAUUAAGUGUCAAGAGAGCAUGUAAGUCACAGGCUCUCUGGUUCAGCACUUCUUCCCCUCUUAAGACUCCAUUAGGGCUCCAUGUAUGAGAUACAAACUAAAGUUCAUUGGAAGCACCCGAAAUAA
Molecule: messenger RNA, 2798 nt
Organism: Arvicanthis niloticus (Nile rat)
Lineage: Eukaryota; Metazoa; Chordata; Mammalia; Rodentia; Muridae
Gene: Mid2
Product: midline 2
Biological process (GO): protein localization to microtubule
Cellular component (GO): microtubule
Molecular function (GO): zinc ion binding; microtubule binding
Source: RefSeq, a predicted model, not a curated record